Messenger RNA from Microcebus murinus (gray mouse lemur), 4566 nucleotides. The record is from RefSeq and is a predicted model, not a curated record. Lineage: Eukaryota; Metazoa; Chordata; Mammalia; Primates; Cheirogaleidae.
GCUAGGCGUGCGCACGAAACAGCUGUGCACGCUGAUUGGCCCUCUGCUGGCCAAUCGCCACUGCGCUUCCUCAGGGCUGUAGUUUUCAAAAUCCCCAACUGAAUUGGCUGGAGGUCAGGUCAGGUUGAGAUGGACUUGGGUUGCUAGGAUAAGGAGCUUCUUUGAUUUCACUGGCCUCUCCUGGUCUAGGGGUGCGUCUGUGGUCUUUCCUGUUUGUUCUCAGUCUCGGUGUGAGCUCUACCUUGGACAAGACGCUGCUGAAUCUGUAAGAGAUGCCACUGCCACUACCACCCCGAAGCUCCAAACCCAAGACUAAGAAAUCUCCAUCCAGCAAAAUUGUGCCCAGUGAUCAUAACCAAUAUGAAAAGAGGGGGGAGAAUUACCAAGCAAAGAUAUCUCCAUCUUCACCACAGGGAGCACUCAAAAAGAGAUCAGCUUUUGAAGAUCUGACCAAUGCUUUGCAAAGUCAACAUGCUCAACUUAAGAAGGAAGCCAACAGGGAGUUUAUAAAAAAUGUUUUCAAGAAGAUAAACAGGAACACAUAUGUUAUUGAGUUGGAUGAAAACACUGAGGUAACUCUAAAAGGAUAUAAACUGGAACCUCCACCAGUAAUAGCCUCUACCACCUUGGCACCAAACAUUGUGGAGAAACCAUGUACUCUGGAGAUAUCCACCAUCUCUAAAACACCCACUACCGAGGGAGCAUCUCUCUUCAAAAAACCAUUAAUUUUAAAAGAGGAACCCUCUACUGAAGAGACAACCUCGAUCAAGAAGUCAUUAAUUUUAAAGAAGUGCAUAUAUCAUAGAAAGAUAUCUCAAUUGGAGAAGCCACUAACUUUGCUGGAGGAGACUGAUACAGAUAUUCAGUGUGCUAUAGAACCAAUGACUUUUAGGGUAAAACAUAAAAGUGAGGACAUUACCAAGAGGACAUUAUCCUUAAAGAAGAAGUUAAGCACACAUCAGGGGAAUCAGUCCUGCCGGAAGGAGGAGUUAGCCUUGCAGGACAUUGAUGUUGAAGAGGAUUACUUCUUUCUGGAGCCAAUGAAUUUUAGCAAGAAGCCUAAAACUGAGGCAUCAAACCUCACCAGGAAGUCAUUAUUAUUAAAGAAGAAAUAUACUGCUCAGGGGGUGGUGUCCUGCAUGAGGAAGCCACUAGUAUUGCAGAAGACCAUCUCUGAAGAGAAGUCACUCACCACAAAGCCAUUGUCCUUUAAAAAGAAGACUACCACUGAGGAGGAGUCUUUUUUCCAGGAGCCAUCUGUGUUGCAAGAGAAGCGCACCACUCAGGGAGAUAUGGACAUCUUGAAGAAGCCAUGGGCAUUUCAGGGGAAUAUCAACAGUGAAGAUAACAUUGUUAGGGAGCUAGUUUCCUUUAAGAAGUAUACCACCAAGGAAUCAGCUCCCAUGAAGAAGCCAUUACCUUUAAGAGAGGAGAGAUGUACCACUCAGGGGAAGAUGUCCCACUUGAAGAAUCCACUAGUAUUGAAGAAGACCAUUUCUGGGGAGAAGUCACUCAUGAAGGAGCCAUCAUCCUUUAAGAAGAAGCCUACCACUGGGAAGGAAUCCUUUUUUCAGGAGCCAUCUGCACUGUCAGAGAAGCACACCAAUCAGGAGGAGGUGUUCACCUCAAAGAAGCCCUUGGUCUUGCAAAAGUCUCCCACUGAGGAGGAGUCACUUUUUAAGGAGGUUUUGGCUUUUAAGAAGAAGCGUACCAUUGAGGAGGCAACCCUCACUAAUAAGGCUUUACCUUUAAAGAAGAAGCAUACUACUCAGGGGAUGAUGUCCUGUUUGAAGCAGCCAAUAGUGUUGCAGAAAACUACCUCUAGAGAAAAGUCACUUAUUAAGGAGCCAUUGUUCUUUGAAGAAGAAAAAGUGUCUCUAAAGAAUGAAAAGCAUACCACUCAGGUGAUUAUGUCUGUCUGGCAAGAGCUGUUCAACUUGCCAGAUAUGAAUGGAGAAGAUACGAAUUCCUUCUUUAUGGAGCCAAUGUCAGUUAGAAAGAAUCCUACAAUUGAGGAGGCAAUCCUCACCAAUACAUCAUUGUUUUUAGAGAAGAAGAAAAUUACUCAGGAGGAGGUGUCCAUCUUAAAGAAGCCACUGGUCUUGCAGAAGACCACCUCUGAAGAGGAGUCACUCUAUAAGCUGCUUCCUUUUAAGAAGAAAUCUACAACUGAAGAAGAGUUCCUUUUCCAGGAGCCAUCUACAUUGCAAGAGAAGCACACCACUGAGCAGGAGGCAUCCCUCUCAAAAGAGUCAUUGGCCUUGCAGGAGUCUACCACUGAAGGAGAAUCAUAUGUUAAGGAACUAUUGACCUUGAAAGAGAAGCCUACCACUGAGGAGGAAUUCCUCCUUCAGGAGCUAUUUUCAUUUCAUGUUAAGCCUACCAACAAAGAUGAAUCUUUCUUCCAGAAUACUUUGGUCUUGCAAGAGAAGACUGAUACCAAAGAAGACUCCUUAAAGAAGCUGUUGGCCUUGCAGGAGAAAAGCACUAUUGAAGAGGAGUCUAUUUUCAAGAAUCUCUUGGUUAUGAAGAAGGAGCCCUCCUCUGAGGCAGCAAUAAGCACAGAGAAGCAAUUAUCUUUAAAGAAGGGGCCCACUGUCCAGGAGGAGGUAUUCCUCUUGAAGAAGCAGCUGGCCUUGUAUGAGAACAUCACCAGUGAUGAGGAGUCCCUUAUUAAGCAGCCACUGGCCUUGCAGAAGUAUCCCAUCAUUAAGAAGGAGGGUAUCUUCAAGGAGCCCUUCACUAUGCAGGAGAAGCCCAGCAUUGAGGAGGUUGUUAUCCUCAAGGAGCCUACCACUGACCCACAGGCUCACUUCAAGGAGCCCUUGGCCUUGCAGGAGAAGGCCACCAUUAAGAAAGAGAUCCUCUUUAAGGAAAAUUUUGUCUUGCAGAAGAAGUCUACAUUAGAGGAGGAGACUCUCCUCAAGGAGCCAUUGGCCUUGCAGGAGAAGCCCACAAUUGAGGAAGAAACCACCCUGAAGGAACUCAUGGCUAUGUGGGAGAAGCUUAGCAUUGAGAAGGAAACCUUCUUCAAGGACGCCCUGGCCUUGCAGGAGAAGCCCACAAUUGAGGAGGAAGACACCCUGAAGGAACUCAUGGCUGUGCAGGAGAAGCCCAGCAUUGAGAAGGAGACCUUCAAGGAGGCCAUGGUCUUGCAGGAGAAGCCCAGCAUUGAUAAAGAGGCCAUCCUCAGAGAACUGUUAGCUUUGGAGGAGAAGUUCAACAUUUUGAAGGAAGCCCUCUUCAAGAAGCCGUUAGUCUUGCAGGAGAAGCCUGCCAUCACUGAAGCAUUCCGCUUGACGGAGAUAUCAGCUUUGAAUGAGAAACCUUCAGCUGACUUGUCCUCCAAAGAGUCAUUGGCUUUGGAUGAGAAUCCCAUUCUCAAGGAAGAUACCUUUCUGAAAACAUUUAUCUCCCAAGUUGAGACCCACCCACAUGUGUCUAUCACUGCCCCAAAAUCCAAAACAGGCAAGUCCAGUACCACCAGCAAGUCCAGUGCAUGUGAAUCUGGUUCCAAUAAACUUUUCGCACCACAAGGCAAGAGAACACCAAAAGAGCCGAUGACCCCCCUACUGGAAGAUGUUGACAAGGACAACAGUGAUCCAUUAUUCAACGCAAUAUAUGUCAAGGAUAUCUUCAGUUACAUGAAGGAGAGAGAGGAAAUGUUCAUACUUACAAAAUACAUGAAAAGGCAGACUGAAAUCAACAGUGACAUGAGGGCCAUUCUUGUGGACUGGUUGGUGGAGAUACAGACGUCAUUUGAGAUGAAUCACGAGACCCUGUACUUGGCAGUAAAGCUGGUGGAUCACUACCUAAUGGAGGUAGUAUGCAAGAAGGAGAAGUUACAACUCCUCGGUUGUACUGCUUUUCUGAUUGCAGCAAAAUUUGAGGAGAUCCACCCACCUAGUGUGGAUGAUUUCCUGUACAUCUGUGCUGAUGUUUAUUGUCGAGAUGAGAUGCACACCAUGGAACUCAGCAUCCUGGAAGCCCUCAAAUUUGACAUCAACAUUCCUGUCGCAUAUCAUUUUCUGCGCAGAUAUGCAGCGUGUAUCCGUACCAGCAUCAAGACAGUGACCUUGACCCGCUUCAUCUGUGAGAUGACCCUGCAGGAAUAUGACUAUAUCCAGGAGCGGGCUUCCAAGCUAGCUGCUGGCUCCUUCCUCCUGGCCCUCUACAUGCAGAAGCUCCCAUGUUGGAUUCCUACCCUGGAGUAUUAUAGUGGCUACAAGGCCUCAGAGCUUCACCCAUUGGUCAGGCAGCUGAACAUCCUGCUGACUGUGAGUUCUCGUGCUAGGCUGAACACUGUGUAUUCCAAGUAUUCUCACCAGGUCUUCUUUGAAGUUGCCAAAGUACCCCCCGUGGACAUAAUGAAGCUGGAGGAGAUGUUGAACUGCUAAUUAAGAAGCUUGAGGGCCUGGCAUUCGGGCAGCAGUCACAGGGCCAGCCAGGCAUGUUAAUAGGCUAUAUUUAUUUUGUGCUUGAAUUUGUCUUUUGGUCACUUUUCUUCAUUUUCCUACUUUGUUUGUCUUUUCCCAAACUGAUAAUGUAAAUAUGUAAGUAGUUUUU